Molecule: messenger RNA, 537 nt
Organism: Closterium sp. Naga37s-1
Lineage: Eukaryota; Viridiplantae; Streptophyta; Zygnematophyceae; Desmidiales; Closteriaceae
Source: the annotation of a GenBank genome assembly
AUGGGCGCGACGCAAGUCAUGAGGGACGGAUCCAUCGUCGACGCGUCGGGAUACCAGGUCAUGCCGAGUGAAGACCCUUACGGCGGCGGGUCGUACAGUGCAGGGGAUCUGAGAGGGUGGCCCAACGGCACGAUCGUUGGCAGCGGUGGCGCCGUGCUGAACGUCGGCGGCCCGCUCACCAUCACAGCGAACGGGAUCGAAUUCGCGCCGCAGGCUGCUCCGGCCGUGCCUGGCGCCAGCGUCGCGCUGAACCUCCCCACCCGCAGCCUGUCGCUCAGCGGCAAAGUUUUCGUUUCUCUCGAAUGCUUCCUGUUUGCCCUCCUGUUUGCCUUCCUGUUUGCCUUCCUGUUUGCCUUCCUGUUUGCCCUCCUGUUUGCCUUCCUGUUUGCCUUCCUGUUUGCCUUCCUGUUUGCCCUCCUGUUUGCCCUCCUGUUCGGUACAUCGCUUUGUGAUUCCGCUGCACAUUUCCGCAUUUCUCCGAUCCUCCUUUUCUCCUACCCUCGUUUCCCAAUUUUCAGGUGGGCUGUUCCGGCCUGA